GGCACCUUUGCCUCGGAGGUGAAGGUGGAGGAUAAGAAGUUAACGGUAACCCGGGAAGUGGAUGGGGGUUUGGAGACAGUUUCACUCAAGUUGCCGGCUGUUGUAACCUCUGACCUACGGUUGAAUGAGCCUCGCUAUGCCACUCUGCCAAACAUCAUGAAAGCAAAGAAGAAGAAGAUUGCUCGGACGAGUGCGCAGGAGCUGGGGGUGAACACCUCGAGCAAGCUGCAGACCCUGAGCGUGGAAGACCCUCCGCAGCGGACGGCCGGGGUCAAGGUGGAGAGUGCGGAACAGCUGGUCGCUAAACUCCAGGAAAUUGGCUGCAUCUGACGGUUCAGAGGGUUACCCAUUGCCAGGACCUCUGUGUCAUCCUCAUCACCUAAUCUCGUCUCUCGAAUGGCAGUUCUUUUUAAGGAAAUGAUUGCCCAGCACCAGACGGCCUUUUAGAGCUGCCUCCUAAUUCGUUCUGAGUAGAAAAUUAUCAGAGCAGGUUAAUAAACAGUUUCUAUAAUCACCUCA
Stegostoma tigrinum is the source of this 519-nucleotide messenger RNA. RefSeq names its product electron transfer flavoprotein subunit beta-like. The annotation marks the transcript as partial. Gene Ontology annotation, molecular function: electron transfer activity. NCBI's taxonomy places the organism in Eukaryota, Metazoa, Chordata, Chondrichthyes, Orectolobiformes, Stegostomatidae. Gene Ontology annotation, cellular component: cytosol. The record is from RefSeq and is a predicted model, not a curated record. The transcript has 3 exons.